CAUUCUGUAACCAGGUGGUAUAAACAUAUUGUUUGCUGGCGAAAUCCAAUUAAUUAUUAUUUAUACAAACCAGUUUGACAAGUCCAGUGGUUACUAUUGCGGUGGAACAGCAGAGGGCGCAAUGCGGUCUGAGUAGCGGUGAUCAGCGAGGUUAGAGGACACGCUGAGAGUAGAAGUAGGAGACGCAGUGAAACGCACUCUGAGAAAAUGGCUGGCGACAUGAGCGGACUGUGAAUGUGUAUGGAGUAGCUACGAAGCUCAUGUUUGCUGGAGUGUUACAUGUGUUCGUUCCACACGUCCCUCUGUGAAAACAUGAUGGAGACAGACGCAGGACGUGGGUCCUUUCAUGAACGGAUGUCAACGGGGUGGAGACUGGUGAACGACUUCCGAUCCCAUGUGACGUAUUCACCUACUUUGCAUGUUUUUUUUUUAAUCUGUCUGUUAUGUGCAGCAAACACAGACACACUUUUUUGUUUUUAUAUUUAUUUUUCAGAGGACGCUCUGACCCAACACUCAGCCUUACAGGAAGCACUGCUUCCCUGUGGCUCACACACAGACAUGAUGUAGGUUUGAUCAGAGGAUGUGAACCAGUGGUCACCUAAAUCUGACCACAGACCAUGUUAACAACAACAACACCCUCUUAAAGGAAGCCAUAGAUGGUGUUACUGCAGACACCACUAAGCUACUGAAACAUUGGAUGCUACAGGCCACAAAGAGCCUGUCUAAAUUACAGUUUGUUCAGACUAAGGUUAUUUUCCUGAUCAUUGUAAUUACAGCUGAUGGCAAAUCCAUCUCACCCAAAAGAGUUGAAGCAAUUUAAAACCUGUCUAAACCGUGCACGUAUAAACAGCUGAUGUCUUUUCUGCGUCUUUGUUCUUAUUGUAGGACCUUCAGUCCUAACUUUAAUGUCUUUAAGGACCCACUCAGGGUUCUGAUGCAGACGUCUUCAUCGUCCACUUCUUGUCUCACAUGGACGUCUGAGGCUGAACAACGUUCACUGACCUCAAGCUGCUCCUAAUUUGGGUCUCCCUGAUCUGACCCUACGCGACCUUUCACUCAAACAGUGGAUGAGAAAUCAGGUUGUACGACUUCUGUUUUUUUGCCUUGUAGACUAUUUUCCUGCUUCAACCAGCUGCUGCUGAACUUCCACGGUGUCUAUGAGCAGUGGCUGCGGCAGAGAAAGCCAUGCUAGCGUCAUAUGACAUUGUUGGCUACUCUGACGUCACCUUGUUGGUUCCUCUUGCUGUGUCUACCAACAGCUAUUGCUGUUUGUAAAUGUCCAACUCACACCAUCAGUGAUGACUUUGCUUCUGCCGGAAUGCAGCUGCAGACGCUGCUGCGAAGGUCAUUGCCCGAUCUGAUCCUCGUUCCCUCUCCUCAUCCUCGUUUCCUCUCCUCAUCCUUGUUUCCUUUCCUCAACUAUGUUCCCUCUCCAACUCUCUCUACCCUCUACUUCCUCAUCUCUCCCUGUCUUUUAAACACUUUCUACCUCACAGGAACGCAGACUCUGGCAGACGAAUGGUUCCACCUGUAUCCAUGGACUCUGGUUUGGGCCUGAGGGCAAACCCUGCCACCCAAACAUUUUUCCCCACAGUUCACAUUUCCCAACAGGUUCCCAUCCAACCAGAGGACUGGGCGAUUGUUAAGGAGUUCAGGAGGAAACACUGGAACUCCAAAUGGUGGCGAGGCCCCUUCCAGGUCCUUCUGACGACCCACACGGCUGUGAAGGUCACAGAGAGAGCGACUUGGAUCCACUUCAUCCACUGCAGGAAGGUCCUGGAUCCGACAGACAACCCUCCGUCUACAUCCCACAGAAAACCCACCAGAAGUAAGGAGACGUGAGAAGGACGACUCUCGCUGUGGUCACACACACACGCACUGAGGUGAGGCUGCGUUGACCGUUCAGCUAAAGGUGUGAGCCAAGCACCGCCUGAAGCUGCGCCGGUGAAUGACACUAUCAGACCAUACAUUUACACACACGCUCCUGAGAAAACACACACACGAGCAGCGAUGAGUUGCCGAUGCUGGACGACGUGUAGACUCUUCACAUCACGGGAGUGACAGUGACUCAGACGACACUCAACAAACCCCAAGCGUCUCUUUGAUCAGCUGAUCACAACCUGAAGAACUCACAGAUUGGAAACAAACUAACUAACAGGACGAAGCAGAUUGUUACGAGUAAAGGGUCUGAGUAAAAGGGCUUUAAUACCAGAAUCGUAGUUUCAGACAGUCCAGGUCAUACACUUGUAGGCACGAAGAUUGAGGCACAGAGGGAGUAGGCUUAAUCACGCCUAGUAAACAGGCAGGGUUCAGUAACAGAAUCUACAGAAUACGGUACCGCUCAGGAUCAGGCGAAAAUCAAUAGUCGGGAACGUGGAACAGGGUCGAAGACGAGGUAAGCUGAACACUGAAUGCUGGAUAGCAACGACAUGCGUACAAACGAUCUGGCGGAUAACUGUGGUGAUAGGUGGUGGUUAAAUACCCAGGGGUGAUGAUUAAACUAAGACAGGUGUGUGUAAUGCAAACCGGAAGUAAGACUAGAACUGACACAGUGAGAACAGAAACCGGGAGUACUACAAAAUAAAACAGGAAAUGAAAACUGUCACAGGAGGAGGGACCAAAUCCCUCCCCACACAAGCACACAAGCAGGGUGGGCGGAGGGAGGACCGGAGGAGGGUCAAAACAGAAACAAAGUCCAUAUACAACCGAAGCCGUGAGUCCAACUGAGUUCGUCCCCAAUGGCCAAUGGGACCCAGAAACCCCCUCUUCUGGAGGGUGGUAGCAAGGGAGUCCGCCACGACGGCUGGCGGGGUCCGGGAGGGCGGAGCCGAGUCCAGCCUCCUCCCGACGGAGAUGCUCCGGGGAUCCCAGGGUUGCGGCGAACGACAACGGCAGAGACCCUGCCAUCGGCGUGGCAGGAGGCUGCGUACCCCAGGCGAGCGGACGUGACGACGGCGGAGUCGAGGCGGACGGCGCCGAAGGAGGCAGCACCACCCAAACGGCAGGAGGUACCAAGGGCGAGGCCACUAGUCCGGCGGACGAGGCGAGAACCGACGUGGAACAGCGUCGAAGACAGAUGUGGAGCCAGAGCCGGGACCAGAGACGAAGACAGACGUGGAGACGUGGCCGGAACCAGAGACGAAGCCGGAACCAGAGACGAAGCCGGAACCAGAGACAAAGCCGGAACCAGAGACGAGGACAUACGUGGACACGUGACCGGAACCAGAGACGAAGCCGGGACCAGAGACGAGGACAGACGUGGAGACGUGGCCGGAACCAGAGACGAAGCUGGGACCAGAGACGAGGACAGACAUGGAGACAUGGACAGAACCAGAGAAGAAGCCGGGACCAGAGACGAGGACAGACGUGGAGGCGUGGCCGGAGCCGAGCCACCAGGAACCGAUGCAGGCGUGGCCAGAGCUAGACCACCAGGAACCGAUGCAGGCGUGGCCAGAGCCAGACCACCAGGAACCGAUGCAGAUGCGGCAGGCGCCGGACCACCAGGAACCGAUGCAGAUGCGGCAGGCGCCUGACCACCAGGAACCGAUGCAGAUG
This is a messenger RNA of Betta splendens (Siamese fighting fish), 3555 nucleotides long. RefSeq lists its product as uncharacterized. The record is from RefSeq and is a predicted model, not a curated record. The transcript is spliced from 3 exons. Lineage: Eukaryota; Metazoa; Chordata; Actinopteri; Anabantiformes; Osphronemidae. Bases 2739 to 3533 code for a protein of 264 amino acids.